Pecten maximus is the source of this 6198-nucleotide messenger RNA. RefSeq names its product transcription factor ETV6-like. Gene Ontology annotation, cellular component: nucleus. Gene Ontology annotation, molecular function: DNA-binding transcription factor activity, RNA polymerase II-specific; sequence-specific DNA binding. The record is from RefSeq and is a predicted model, not a curated record. Gene Ontology annotation, biological process: cell differentiation; regulation of transcription by RNA polymerase II. Lineage: Eukaryota; Metazoa; Mollusca; Bivalvia; Pectinida; Pectinidae.
AUUUACCCUGAAUUAAUCAGUCAGUGGAUAUAAUUUGCUUCAUAUCUUGGACGGGUGACUAAAAGGGACUAGCUGCAGAUUUCUGGAUGCUUGUGAACAGCAGACUAAACAUGGCCGACAAGCGGCUGCAGAAGCACUGCUCAGUAUGGACUCGCCCAGUAACAACUCGGAGAGUAAAACCUUUCUACAGGGAAUUCUACAGCAAAAUCCAAAUACAGCACUCCCACCGAGUCCCGCAGACACGGACAGUGGUACCGAUAGUGGGAUCUCCGAACCUGAGAGUAGCAACCUUGAGGACAAGGCCAGAAUACUGGGUCUGACAGAUGCAUAUACGUCAGCCUUUUUAGGGAACAUUCCCAGGUCUUCUCCGGGACCGUUUGUCCCUCCUUAUUGUCAACAGGGGCCAGCAGCUCAGUCCAUCCAGCCCCCACCAGCUCACCAACCCCUCCCAGCACACUUCAACACCGCCACACAUGUGGCCAUGAGACCAGAUCAUGUGUACCCAUCCAGUCCAUUGUUAUCCUCCCCCAUCAGUCUACACCCCUCCCUCGAUUCUGGCAGUCUGUCGCCUACAACCCCACCAUCAUCGCCUAUCCGACACAAGAGUAAAAAAGGUCGCAAACCAAAAAAUCCCCUGGAAUGUCCUAUAAACCAGCCUAAACGAAAAAGAGAAAGUAGUACAACAUACCUGUGGGAGUUCCUACUACAACUGCUACAGAACAGAGAGACAUGCCCUAGAUAUAUCAAAUGGGCCAACAGGGAAAGGGGAAUCUUCAAGCUGGUCGACUCCAAAGCAGUGUCGAAACUCUGGGGACUACACAAAAACAAGCCCGAUAUGAAUUACGAGACAAUGGGAAGAGCUUUGAGGUACUACUAUGCGAGGGGAAUACUAAAUAAGGUCGAUGGACAGCGCCUUGUGUACCAAUUUGCUGAAGUGCCUAAGUCCAUCAUAGAAAUUGACUGUGGUAACGCCUGAAGGUCCAGACAAUACGAAUGGAUCUACUCACAAAUAAGAUAGGGCUGUGGGGCCAAACGCUGGUCCCAAAUCUCUGCCCCUCUCUGCAAUCACUUCGUGCCAUAGCUCUGCUAUAGACUGCCGACUCAAAGGAGUCGCGAAAUACACGUUAGGAUUCCAUGUUGUUUGGUCCUGACUUUGAAAAAGAUUGAGAACCCUAGUUUAUUAUGAAACUGAAAAUGACAAGGAAAUUCAUCUUGGACAGUUUGAUAAUUGCAGUUGUGUUUUCUUGGACCAUUGUGUACAAUUCAGAUUCAACGUGAUUGCUUGAUCGAUGAGCUUAUUGAUCAGCAGUGAACUGUGUAUUGGUGAUACGGAGUAGUAAGGGAGACUAAGAGAAAUGGAACAAGACUGGAAAGGAAUUCCAUAUUCAUCAGUCAGUGGACUUCAAAAAGAUUCAGGGAUGUUUGAAUAUUAUGAAUGUGCUACAUUGGGAGGGGCGUGCAAGAAGAUUGUUUUUGAUGAAUGAAUGUAUUGUUAUGACUGAUUGUUGUUGAUGAAUGUUACAAAUUUUUAAAACAGAAGUGUAUUGAUUCAAUAAUAUAAUUAUAUUAUUUGAGUGGAAGUUUGUUUGUUUGUUUAUUUUUUUUUUUUAGAUGAUAUCAUUAUUAGAAAAAGUUUUUUAAAUUGCAUUGUGCUGGUGUGAUAAAUUCCUUAUAGGACCACUCCAUACAUUUUGUCAAAACUACAAUCAUUCAACCCAGCGACCAGAAGUCCUACAGACACAUGCGAGCGUUGACAGAUAUCAACAUGAUCUAGAGGACAAGAAAAAUUGCCUCAUUUCAUGAAUGGUAUGUUUUAGUGCUGUAUUUAGGAAACAUUCCUAUAGCACUUAAAGUGCUGCUAAGUUAAACCCAGGCCUAAAUUGUCAUGACUAUGUUGAUUCUAUAUACCAACAUAAACAGCUUCCACUACUACCCAUACAGGUCAACAUGCAUAGGUGUGGAAUCAAUUUGAAGAAAUUCAGUACUUAAAAGUAUUCAGAUGAUAAAAGAUGAGUGUUAAAACUCUGUUGAAAGUCAGUUAAGGUUAUGAGCAGAUUUCCAACCUGCUUAAGUGUUUCGUCCUUGGCGAAUUUCCUGAUUCCAUGAUAGAAUCAUGUUGUCACAACGAAGGGUUAGUCUUUAAAAAGUGGGCCUAACUUAGGGAAGUUUACAUAUGUCUAAUGCUGGGAGAAUGUGCUUGAAGCCAAAUUUGUUCCAUUAUAAUGUUUUUUACCCAAGUUAAACAUUCCUGUUUCAUACAUGACUUACCUGACUUUGACCCACUUAAAGUGUUCAAAUAGCUAGCCUACCUGUUUUCACCUGUAGUCACGUGUUUACGACAGGUGGUGAGGAUCUUGUGCGUUUUGGGCGUGUCUCUGCAAACCUGACUCAUCUUACCUGGCUGUAUUUUACCUGUAUCCAGGUGUAAUAUAUAGGUUUUUUUUUGGUUCUUUUAGAUUCAGUUUGUAAGUUUUCUUAUCAUAAAAAAUUAAUCUGAGUAUUAAAUCAAAGUUUUAAAAAGUUGGUAAUAUAAAGAUAGAUUAACUCUAAUCAAUGGAAUUGAGUCUAAAUACAAUAUUGAUAAAAUAAAUAGAUGGUGAUGAAGCAGUGGUUUUAAUGAACUUUUUUUAUUAAGCUGACAUGUUGCUGGGUAUUUAGCCCCUAGAAGUUACCAGUGCAUGAAAUAAAGUAUUAUUUAUCAUGGUAUCAGGCGUACAUAUAAAAGGCAUGAUGACAAUGUCAUAUUUAUACAAAUUUUAAUCCAACUGGUGCUUUACCCGGGUGAACUGGUGAAUUUAAAAUGAUUUUAUCUUAAUUGUAGCUGAGCUAGAUGAUUUCAAACAGACUUUGUAUUCAGAAAACAUAGAUAAUGUUAAAAACUUUUUGGAAUAUCACUGAUUAUUAUUAUUUUAUUUUGAUGAAUAACUUUGGGUUCAUAAUUUCAAACGAAUAAAUAAGUUUGUUGAUAAAUUUCUCUAGAAAAAUGCUAUUUUUACAGAUAGAUCUGAUUAGGAGCAGCUAUAUACUCUAUAGCCCUCCUUUCUCAUUUAAUCAUUUAUCAUCUCACUUUUGUGCAAUUUUCCACAAUUUAAGGGUCCAAUAUAUGUUUUUCCUAUAAUCUGCAGCAUCAAACUACACUGGAGGUCAGUACUUAGGCUCAUAUUCAUCUAGUUAUGGCAAAACAGUUGACAUUCAUUGGUUAAGAAGUACAAAAGAGUUUUGUUUUUAUGUAGAACUGCCAUUUUCUGGUUUAGACUGAUCAUCACACCAAGAGACGAGGGGAAUCAAGGGGCUAAGUAGGGCUUGAGAAUCACUUGAUUUUGAUGUAGUUUAGGAUACAUUUUUUGGCAAAAGGUCACAUUCUGUGGCAGGGGGGAGUUAUAGGCAUCAUUUAACACGGUACUCUACAAAGUGCAGUGGAGAAGCUCCCUCGUGCAGAUCAGUUCUUGAUUAAGUCGUCAUUAAAAUUCCUUCUCAACAUCUCUGUUUUAUAUCUUGCCUGCAUCAAGUCUGUUAACUGUUCCCUAGGUCAGUAAGGACAUUAAAUAACCUUGACCUCAUUUUGACCUUAAUAAGGUAGUCUAUAGUAGGCUGUUAAGAUAGAAGUAAUAUUAUAAUGAUCCUUGUCCCUGUAGUUAGGUGACUUAUGACCUUCUCCCUUCCUCCAGUAUGUAUAUAAGUAUUGAAUCUUCCAAUAGUACUACCGAGUGUUUUCCUUAACUAUUAACCAAAGUUAUUAUGACAGGUGAAACUUGGAUUGAGAAAGGGUGAUGUCAUGAAUAUUUAUGAGGUGUUAAAAUAUGUCUUGCUGUACCUGUAGUAUAGGUGGUCAUCAUAGGGUGAGAUGCGCACAUGUGUAACACAUACCUGUGUACCUGAGACGUGAGCCCCUGAUGACACAGAAAAACAUUAUCCUCCCUAUGGGCAUUAGAUCUUCAUCCCUUUGUUUAUUGUUAGUCAUGUAUUGUUGGUCCUGUAUAAUAACCCAUUGAAUGAGUGCCUAAGGUCAAAGAUCACUUUGUUAUUUAUAAAACACAUUGCUAUAUCAUUAUAAUAUGAAACAUUUGGUGAUUUAUUGUUUUGUGUUUUGGCUCCUCUGAAUUUUUACAGUGUUGUUGUAAUCUGAAUAUUAAUUAUGUUUUUUGUUUUUUUUUUUGAUAAAUAGAUCACUUUGUUUACAGUGUAUAUUGCUUGAUUUGACCAAAAAACAACAUGUAAUGGCCAAAGAGAUUUAUUGCAUUCAGAAAAUGUCAGUAAAAAUCCCUCAAAAAUUCAGAUUUUUUAAAACAAAUUGUACUUAAUGAGCUAGCUUUAACCUCUAAAUAGUAAUUGUGAAUUGACACCUGUUUUUUGGUGCAGUUUUUAAUAUUAGGUUGUCACUGUUGGAAACCUCUGAUGUGCAUUAAUCAAGUCUAGAAUAAGACAGGUAUAGUGUGUAUUUAGGAGGGAUGAGGUGGUCACUUAAACUUCCAACAUCAAGAAUUAUUUUGGCUUGGAAGAAUGACAUACAAAGACUAGGUCUGUACUGCAUAACAUGGGUGAAGUUUUACCAUAUAAUUAUAUACUUCUUUUCCAGUUUGUGUUAAUCAUUUGUAGAGAUCUGUGUCAUGAACAGGUAAAUAGUGCACAUGAAAUCCUAUGAAAUCCAUUCAUGUUUGUCGAUUUGAGUAAUUACAUAUCAGGUGUAUGUGUAAGGAGACCUUGAUAAUCAAGUAACUGAGUUUUUGUUAAUCCAAUUAUCUGCUUAAAGCAGAGUCUGACAUAUUGUAUAAUACUUUUGAAGGUAGAACAUUGAUACAGAGACAGCUAUAUGUCCACAUUCAGAUUGAGUGCCUUAUAUGUGAAUCCUCCACGAUAUGUACCCCAAAUCAAGGAGCACAGACUAGCAGGAGUUGUACACCUAGCAGUUUCAUAUAUCCAGGUGCCAUUAUUGAAAUCUCAGACUUUCUGAUAGAACAUCAAAAUUUAUUUCAAAAAGUUAUUUUUAUAAAGGGAGACAGGAAUUUGAUGGAACGCAUGUAUGGAAUUUUAUCUUUAUGAGUUCUAGAGGAAUUGGGACAGGAAAUCUGUAGAUUAUCAUGUGAGGACAUUUUUAAUUUCAGAGUUUGUGUGAUAAAUUCCUCAUGAUUCAACAAGUUCAGGGACAUUUUUGUGCUCAAACUGAAACUGCCUUAAUCCAUCAUGCAUUUAGCAUCAAAUGGUGAUUUAGCGUAGUAAGUCUAACCAGAUGACGGGUAAAGUUUAUAUUGUAGUUGGAAGUAGCAUUGAUUUGUUUUUAGUUGUUACCAACUAUAUAUACAGAAAUCACAAAACUUUCAGUCGAUAGGUUUAAACAAGAUACAAGAUGGAUUAUAAAAUUACCUGGUAGUUCUGUUGGUCAGUCAUGAACAUGACCUAGAUGGUGAGUUUUGAUUGGAUAAAGCUCGACCAAAGAGAAGGCUGUGAUGUGUAACUUGUGUAUAUUCUGUAGAUAAUUUACCUAUCUUAACAAUGUUUUAAUCAUACAUUAAGGAUGUAUGGUUUCAUUGGUAUACAACGAGUAACAUGAAGAAAUAGAAACAAAUCAACCUGAUGUGUCAUUUGAAUGACUAGAAAUUAAUGAUGAUUUCUUGAUUCAUAGUGGAAAUACAGAGGCGGUACAUUUUAUUUAUUGAUCAUAUUGAUAUAACUGACAGUUCAAUCACGUUUUAUUUUCACAUGGCUAUAUAUAUAUAUAUAUAAAUAUAUGGAUGUGUGUGUAUAUAUAUAUAUAUGUAUAGUUUUUAGAUAUAAAUUUGUUUUAUUGUAAAUUAUUUUUUUUAAACUGAUGAACUUUGAAAUCAUCAUUUUUUCUAUGUAUGACCUGAUAAAAUGACCUUUAAGUAUAAACUGGUGAUUGGAGAGCACACCUUCAUGUAUGAAGCGUGAUGUUCUCCAUUUUGUUUCAGUAUCCUAUGGUUACAGUGUAUUGUUGCCAUGGUUAUAGUUUCCUUGGAGACUGCAGGGUUUCCAAGACAACGAUGUCCACGUUACUUGUCAAUACUCUUAUUAACUCACUGGACUGUACAGUGUAUACAUAUAGUACAAACAACCGAUCUCUCAGUGUAUUUAUUAUUGCGGUGUACAUAUGCAAUGCGGUUAGAAAAAAAUGAGUGCCGGUUUUAAUCGCAACCUUCAAAUGUGGACUAUAAAUAAAAUUAGUUGCUGUUUUUACCUCAA